This is a messenger RNA of Fimicolochytrium jonesii, 1413 nucleotides long. RefSeq names its product vacuolar protein sorting-associated protein 26-domain-containing protein. NCBI's taxonomy places the organism in Eukaryota, Fungi, Chytridiomycota, Chytridiomycetes, Spizellomycetales, Powellomycetaceae. Bases 185 to 1150 code for a protein of 321 amino acids. The transcript is spliced from 8 exons. The record is from RefSeq and is a predicted model, not a curated record. Gene Ontology annotation, biological process: retrograde transport, endosome to Golgi; intracellular protein transport. Gene Ontology annotation, cellular component: retromer complex; endosome.
CGUCCAACCAUUCACCGUCCCUCCACCAUAUAUACAACUGUAUAAGUGGGCUUCUCGAACACCGCAGACGGCAAGGUUCCGGUUUCCCUCAGCGUGAUCUCUGUCAGCCAUCACAGUCGCGGGACCAUCUCGACACAUAAGCGACAUCAAUUUAUCUCGGUCUUCAUCCUUCCACCGUACCGCAAUGGCAAGUCUCUUUGGCCUUGGUUCCUCAGCCGACAUCGAAGUCGUUCUCGCUGGCGAAGAUCAACGCAAACUGGUCGAAGUCAAAAUAGAUAAAGAUAAGAAGGCGAAAUAUCCACUUUACUUUGAUGGAGAGAGCGUUAGCGGGAAGGUUCAAGUGCGUGUGCGGGAUGGAAAGAAGGUUGAGCAUCAGGGGAUCAAGAUCGAGUGGGUUGGACAUAUAGAGUUGUUCUACGAUCGGGGGAAUCACUAUGAAUUCUCAUCCCUGGCGCAAGAACUCGCUGCUCCCGGAGAGCUAAGGUCGAGCGCCACGUAUGACUUUGAAUUUAAGAACGUGGAGAAGCAGUACGAAAGCUACUUUGGAAUCAAUGUGAAACUGAGAUACUUUGUCCGUGUAACGGUCUCGCGGCGAAUCUCAGAUAUCAUAAAAGAGAAGGACGUGUUUGUGCACUCGUACCGCAUACCACCAGAAGUGAAUAAUUCUAUCAAGAUGGAGGUUGGAAUCGAGGACUGUUUGCAUAUUGAGUUCGAGUACAACAAAUCAAAGUACCACCUCCGCGACGUCAUAGUCGGCAAGAUCUAUUUCCUCCUCGUCCGCAUUAAAAUCAAGUACAUGGAGCUCUCCAUUAUCCGCCGCGAAACAACUGGCGCAGCCCCAAAUCAAUACAACGAAUCGGAAACCGUCACCAAAUUCGAAAUCAUGGACGGUGCCCCCGUGCGUGGCGAAACCAUUCCCAUCCGCCUUUUCCUCAGUGGGUUUGAGUUGACGCCGACGUACCGUGAUGUGAAUAAGAAGUUCUCGACGAGAUACUAUCUGAAUCUCGUGCUUGUGGAUGAGGAGAAUCGGCGGUAUUUCAAGCAGCAGGAGAUAACGCUAUAUCGCCUGAAGGAUGACUCGGAAGAGCACAACGAGAUAGCAGGCGGAGCAUCAGCCGCUGGAUUGAGCACAUACACUGGAAGGAAAUGAGCCAAUGCAUUGCCACGCUGUCAUCAUCCAUGUGUCUUGAACUGCCCCGUCGGCAUUAUUCACCAAUUUCCUUGUCCCAAUGUACAAAGUAAACCCUCCUCCGCAUACGCUGCAACGCACUCUCUCUGUGUAUAUCGCGAGUCUUGGUAUCUCACCAAUCUUCGCCGUCCUCGACUUCUCCGUUCACCAUGUACAAUAGCCCCCCUUCAUUCCAAAAAGGAACCACUUCCGUGGCCAUCAUCGCUCUCGCGGGAAUCAGAAAU